AUGAGUUUUGGGUUCUCUCCUAGUGAUAUUCUGCGAGCCAUCGAGCUUGUUAGGGACCUACGAUCACGGUUUGUUGAUGCACCACUUCAAUACACGGCAAUCGGUGAAGAACUUCGUGGCCUGUUUAUCGUCCUUGAGGAUGUCGAUGCUGUGCUACCGCAUCGCAGCCUGACUGACAAGCAGAGAGAACAUCUUCAGCAUUUACUCAAAACAUGUUGGCACGUGGCAGAGUCUCUCGACGCAAGACUUUCACGCUACCAGGAAAUUGAUCCUGACUCUGGUACAGUCCCAAAUAGUGGCCUUGCGUCUUCUGUCAAGAGGGCAUGGAAAAGAGUCCGGUGGGAGCCGAACGAUAUCUCGGAGGCUCGUAGUCGCAUCACCAGCACCGUGUUGUUACUGCGACAAUUCCAUGCGCAGAUCUUUAGUCAACACACCACGCAAGCGCACCGUCUCAUCGGAGAUGGACUGGCUGCGAUAAAAGACCUCCAGCUCGAUCAGAAGGCUGCACACGAGAAGGAGGUAAUCUUAGAGUGGCUUACACCUGUCGAAUACUAUCACCAACAGAAUGAGUACUACAAACAACGACGAGAAGGAACUGGUGAGUGGCUGAUCACCAGCCCAGAGUUCCAGAGAUGGAUAAAUGGUCGAAAAGGGACGCUUUUCUGUACCGGCAUACCCGGUGCAGGAAAGACAAGCUUCACGUCCCUUGUCGUCCGUCACCUGGAGGAGAGCCUCGGGCAUGACCCUGGAGUUGCUAUCACGUACGUUUAUGUGAACUAUCAUCGCCGUGAAGAGCAGGAGCCCGUGGAGCUAUUUGCGAGCCUGGUCAAACAGCUGUUACAGCAUCAGGCGACCAUCCCAGACCCUGUAGGCGCACUCUACGAUCGCCACCAGCCCAGGAGAUCUCGACCCACCCUUGCAGAGUUGAUCAACGUGUACACACUAGUAGCCCGGUCCUAUUCCCAGAUAUUCAUCAUGAUAGACGCCCUGGAUGAGUAUGACGAUGUAUAUGGCAGUCGACGCUUAUUCCUCUCUUCCAUAUUCAAGCUCCAAGUCUCGACAUCAGCCAACCUGUUCGUCACUUCCCGCCACAUCCCAGACAUCCAAACGGCUUUCGAGCGUCAUGGCAGCACGCGGUUAGAAGUUCGCGGCACCGACGAGGACAUAUCACAAUACAUUGCUGGCCGACUCCCACAGCUGCCCUCAUUCGUCAUGUCCAACGAAACCCUGAAAAGCGAGGUGGUGGCCCAAAUAAAAGGCGCUGUGGACGGGAUGUUCCUUUUGGCAAAAUUACACCUGGACUCGCUCAUAGGGAAAAGGUCCCCAAAGGCGCUUCGAGCUGUCUUGCAUACCCUACCCCGGGGGUCCUCGGCGUCAUAUAGCCGCGCGUAUGAUGUGGUAAUGGACCGGAUCAAUGACCAGUCCAGUGACGCCCGAGAGCUCGCGCAUCAGGCUCUAUCUUGGGUUGUUUGCUCGCAGCGCCCGUUAUCCUCCUUGGAAUUACAACAUGCUUUGUCACUAGAAAGCGGAGACAGAGAGCUUGACGAAGAGAAGUUCUCUACCAUGGAUGACAUCCUCUCUGUUUGCGCGGGGCUCCUGGUCCUAAGCCAGAGUGAGGGGACCGUGGCCCUUGUACAUUACACCGCACAGGAGUACUUUGAACAUGACCUUGAGAGCUGGAUGAACACUGCCCAUGCCACGCUGAGCACCGGCUGCAUAACGUAUCUUUCCUUUGACGACUUCUCCUCUGGAGCCUGUGAAGAUCUAGAGGAAUUCCAGAUCAGGUUAACAAGGUUCGGGCUUUUUGAUUACUGUGCUCAUCACUGGGGCCAUCACGUCGCCAAGGCACUGAGUGCUGUGAAGCCCAUUCUGAUCAACCUAUUAAAUAAGUCUGGCAAUAGGGCCAGCUGCUGGCAGGCUAUGCAAGUGCAGGCAAGUCAAUGGCAAGGCACAUGGCAGAUCGACUGGCAGAUAUCCGCAGUCCAUCUACUCGCCACCUUUGAACUUGGUGUCCUACUCCCGGAUCUCAUACGUCUGGACGCUCCUACGGACUCUAGGGAUAGCAAGGGGAGAACACCUCUCUCUUAUGCUGCUUCAUAUGGGAAUAAUGCACUUGCAUCUGCUCUUCUUGAGCACGGCGUCGAUGUCGAUUCUAAAGAUAACCAGGGCCGCACCCCAUUAUUCCUCGCUGCUGCGAAUGGUCACGACGCUGUUGUCCAGGCCUUACUCAGAAAGGGAGCGAAUAUCGAAUCCCACGACCAUGGAGGCCAUACUCCGCUAGUUUCCGCCGUGCAGAAUGGACACUACAAAGUGGUCUGUCUCUUGCUAGAUGAGAAUGCCACAGCCCAUAGCCAAGACCGCCAGGGACGAACGCCGAUAUCUUACGCUGCAUGGCACGGCCACGAGGAUGUACUCAGCAUACUAAUGCGCGAGGGAGUGCAGCCCGACAUUGAGGAUAGUGAUGGCCGCACAAUUCUUUGCUAUGCAGCCUCCAGUGGCAACGACAGCUUGGUAGCGGCGCUCCUCGACCGAGGGGCCGACGUUGACUCGCGAGACCAAAGCAGCCGGACUCCCCUGUUUUUCGCCGCAUGGAAUGCACACGAAUCCGUGUGCCUGUUGCUGCUAUCUCGUGGGGCGGACGCGGCGCACCAUGAUACCAACAACCGAGUCCCAUUAUCCUUUGCUGCCAUGGGCGGGGAUGCCGCGAUUGUAGCGCUCCUGCUCGAGCAACCGGGCGUUGCCGACCAAGCCGACAACAGAGAUCGCAGUGGCCGCACCGUUCUCUCCUACGCGGCUUCCAAUGGGGAUUUUGCGACCAUGAAGUGUCUUCUAGAACGCGAUGGCGUUGAUCCCGCCUCUGCAGACAUCACUGGACGCACCCCUUUAUUCUACGCUGCAUACAGCGGCAACACUGAUGCUGUAGAACUGCUGCUGUCAAUGGCGACGGUAAAUCCUCUCUCAGUAUCGAAUCUCGGCCGGUCCCCUCUAUGCAUAGCUGAAAAGGCUCGAUACGUUGGUAUCCACUCCUUGCUUAUUGAUGAGUGCAUACGCAGAGGUCUAAACGUUGAUCACAUCGCUCGUCUAGACCAGGGCCAAUUUCCAACAAUCCACAUGCGAUAUGCCGGUUGUGAUUCCUGCAUGUCUUGGAUCAUGAGCUUCGAUAUCCAGUAUCAUUGCGCGCUGUGUAAUGGGCAGGGGUUCGAUAUCUGCCUGGAAUGCAUUGCCAAUAACGCUUCGUGUUUGGAUGCUUCCCAUAGCCUGGUCAAGCGUAGAUUUUGCAUGGGCAUAGGAGUUGAAACUUUGGACUAG
Messenger RNA from Aspergillus puulaauensis, 3309 nucleotides. RefSeq lists its product as uncharacterized. Lineage: Eukaryota; Fungi; Ascomycota; Eurotiomycetes; Eurotiales; Aspergillaceae. The coding region runs from base 1 to 3309 and encodes 1102 amino acids. Gene Ontology annotation, molecular function: protein binding. The transcript is spliced from 4 exons. Gene Ontology annotation, biological process: protein localization to ciliary inversin compartment. The record is from RefSeq and is a predicted model, not a curated record. Gene Ontology annotation, cellular component: ciliary inversin compartment.